Sycon ciliatum is the source of this 2560-nucleotide messenger RNA. RefSeq lists its product as uncharacterized. The record is from RefSeq and is a predicted model, not a curated record. The transcript has 11 exons. NCBI's taxonomy places the organism in Eukaryota, Metazoa, Porifera, Calcarea, Leucosolenida, Sycettidae. The coding region runs from base 559 to 1059 and encodes 166 amino acids.
AGCUUGGAUCACGUGAUCCAUCCAGCUGCCGCGUGCGGCAAACAGCCCAAAUAGCGCUAACUCUGGCCUGCGAGCGUUUGCUGCGACUAGCGCGCUAGCGCUCGUGACAUACACAAACGCGCUAGCCAGAAUGCUUUGACUUUGAUGGCUUUCAGCUUCUAUUUUUUGAAAAGUAGCGCGCUCAGACCAGCUCGCUCAUGAGCUCACUCUUUUCCUCUUCCAUUUUUUAGGGCAAUUGUUUUGUUUGAUAGACGAAGCUUAGGGUCUCUUUGGGUUUGCAACCCUUACCCUCCUGGAAAAAAUCAUGGUUGCUAGACUGCGACACUUCAGACCAGGCACUAUUAGAGCCGCUAAUGGACGACGAGUUAUUUUCCGCUAUCCGGAGCUCAAGCAUUUGAGCCGCUAAAUGGACGAGACUCCUGGGGUAAAGAAUGAGGAGAAAACACUCGUAUGGAGCAGGGAGUAGGUAUUGUACUACUUCCUGGUAUGGAGCACUGAGAAGCGCAAUGUGCAACAGAAAUUACUGAUAGAGUAGAUGACCGUGUGAAGCGGUGUGAGAUGCAGCAAAGCUUGGUGACAUCGUCCAAGAUCGACAGGGAUGGCGGGUCACCUGCCGUGACGCUGUCGACGCUAUUGUCCAGUCCCGCAUGGAGCCUGUGGCGAAGCCCCUCAUUUGUGGCACUUGUGCGCGCAGUUUUCGUCGGCCACAGGAUAUUGCGACGCACAAGUGUAACGCUGUUCGCGCGGCCCGAGCGCGCUGAGUAUGGCGUUCCCCGCCCGGUGGACAACACGUCUCCUGGUCUGCCCCGUAUGGGGCCACAUAGCCAGUCAUGGCAGUGGAAGAAGGAAGGAAGGAAGCUUUCACCGUCCAGGAGCGACACUGACUCGCACUGCUAUCUGGUGCUCACGAGGUGUUUGUCGCGCUGCAAACGGAGCAUCUCUGCGAUUUUAUCGCAGGACGAGAGAGGAGCUGAUAGACGAUCUCUCCAAUGUUCCUCUUGGUUCGGAGCGGCGCCGAGUGCUGACGUUGGACCUUGGCCGGUGUGUGCACACCGCUAGCUAAACCGACCAACGGCUACUCCCAGGGCACAACCUAUUCUGCUGGAGGCAGCGUCGUCUUCGGCUGAAAUUCCGGAUACAACCUGCAGGGAAGCAUUGUGCGCAUCUGCCAGAUUGACGGUUCCUGGAGUGGGGCAGCUGCCUCAUGCAAUCCCAUUCAACUGCAGUGCCAGUCUGGCUACCUGCCCUGCCUGCGUUCCAGUGGCUGUAUCCUGCCAUCACAGCGCUGCGACGGUGUUUGGUACGACUGUGCUGAUGGCUCUGAUGCACAGUACUGCCCAGGCAAGGUCACACCAGCUCCAGGUCAAACCGACUGCCAGGUCCUGUCACCACCGGCACUGGGCUCAAUGACCGUGAACGGCUUGAUGUUCAGCAACACGACCACGUUUGUGUGCACAUCUCCCUAUGUCCUUAUGGGCUCGGCCGUGCGUACUUGUGAAAUCAACGGCCAGUGGAGCGGUGUGCAGCCAACUUGCGUCCUGACGACUGCUGCUCUGAGUGCGGCCAGUGACGAGCUAGUCAAGGACUCCGUCUCAGAACGCAUGACACAAACGUGUUAGCGCCCGCUCCAUGCCCAUUGUUGGAGCGACAGUCCUGGAAUCCAGAGUUGCAAGUGAGGUGGUGAUACGGCAAGCAGACGGUGGCAAAGUACGGCUUAAAAGCUCUACAUCUGGCAAGUGGCCGGCAUACCACCCCAAUGGACAUCGGAACAGUACACGUAGAGUAGCAUCUCUACGUGACAGGGUAUGAGCGCAAGCCAGUAUUGCCAAGCACUGGGGACCUUUGGCAAUCUGAUGAAUGUUUUGUCCGAGAAUCGAUCCUUGGAUCUGUGGCGUUGCAGUUGUGGUGCUCCCGACCCUCUUGCGCGAUGGCCGCGGAGACUUGGCGAAAAGGUUCGAGACAUACGGCAUCUCAAUAUCUUCCACCACAAUCAGUACAUCAGCACCACCAUCGAGUGUAGCGACAUCAGCAAUAGAAGACGCACAUGAUAUCAUUCACCCUUACGGCCUUAGCGAAGACCCGGGAAUACCUGAAAAGAUGUUAGCCGCAACUUUACUGGAAAGGUCGUCGGUGACAACGGCACUCCAUAUUUUAGCUGCAUGCAGUUAGGUCUCUCAACAAGUGUACCCAAAGUUUUCAAGCUAAUACACAAGCAAAUUCACUAGGGGCCGAGUAUAUUUUCCUACACCUCUCCCUGUUUGUUGUUGUUAUUUCUGCAUUCAAAUUGUUUGUGUACCUGUACAUUUAUUACAGUAGAGCCACGCAUCCACGGCUGUUGUUUCGUCAGGCUCGUCAGUUAUACGAAACCUUUCAGCAAUCUGGCCUUAGGCUUAAUUCCUUGACUUCUUGUACCACUUUCUUAGAUGCACAUCCCACUGGAUAGUGAGCAAUACGUGUGUAGCAGAAUCUGUAUUCCAGAAAAGCAGAGACUUGAGUCUAUUGACACUGCGUUUCUUUUUUAAACGUUAUUGGCUGUGGUGUUCCUAGAGGUAUACACGUA